UGUGUGUAUUUGGUUUCUCUCUUCUCUGUAAGAACACAGCCUGACAGCCUGCUCCUGCUGUUGCUGCGGCUCUCACUUGCUUUUUGCUGCCUCUUUCCUCUCCUUUCUCUUCCUACUUAGCUUCUUGUCUUGUGAUACCACUCCAAGUAUGGAGACUAAUCACUCUGAACAGCUCUCAGCAGAACAAUCAACAGCUCCAACAGAUAGUUCAUCAUCAACCAAUCAAGAUGCCCUGGGGAAGCAAAACAGUCAGGAUUCUUCAACAUCACUCCAAACACCAGAGGAAGAGGCAAGUAGCCACUCUGAAAAGGGAGCCCAAGAUAUUUCUGAAGAACUGAAUCAACAACUAGAAGAUAUCAUAAGCAUGUACGGUUCUACUGCCAAUACCAUAGAGAAAGAGGGCCCAGCCAAGGCAAAAGAGCAGCCUGAAAGUGCAGAAGCAGUUGACAAUGAGGACAGAGACUGCGAAGAAACCACUGAUGAGGCAAAAAGAGAACCCACUGCUUCUGGAGAGCCAUUCACAGUCAAAGAGCCUGUCAGCAACAAAGAGCAAAAGUUGGAAAAGAAAAUCCUAAAAGGAUUAGGCAAAGAAGCCAACCUACUAAUGCAAAAUCUGAACAAGCUGCAAAAACCUGAAGAAAAGCUUGAUUUUUUAUUCAAGAAGUAUGCUGAAUUGCUGGAUGAACAUCGCACUGAGCAAAGGAAGUUAAAACUCCUACAAAAGAACCAGGUACAAAUCCAGAAAGAAAAGGACCAGCUACAAAGUGAACACAGUAGAGCCAUCCUGGCUCGAAGCAAACUGGAGAGUCUGUGCCGAGAGCUGCAGAGACACAACAAGACACUGAAGGAGGAAACCCUCCAACGGGCACGUGAGGAAGAAGAGAAAAGGAAGGAGAUCACAAGUCAUUUCCAGACUACUCUGACAGAUAUCCAGGCCCAGAUAGAGCAGCAGAGUGAGCGAAAUAUGAAGCUCUGUCAGGAGAACACAGAACUCGCAGAAAAAUUGAAAAGCAUCAUUGAUCAGUAUGAGCUCAGAGAGGAGCAUCUGGACAAAAUAUUUAAACACAGAGAACUGCAGCAGAAGCUGGUGGACGCAAAACUUGAGCAGGCACAAGAAAUGAUGAAGGAAGCAGAGGAGCAGCACAAUCGAGAAAAGGAAUAUUUGCUCAAUCAGGCAGCAGAGUGGAAACUUCAGGCUAAAGUGCUGAAGGAACAAGAGACAGUGCUGCAAGCUCAGCUCAAUCUCUAUGCAGGAAGGUUUGAAGAGUUCCAGAGCACACUGACAAAAAGCAAUGAAGUGUUUGCUACUUUCAAACAGGAAAUGGAUAAAACAACUAAGAAAAUGAAGAAGCUAGAAAAGGACACAGCCACAUGGAAAGCCCGGUUUGAAAACUGUAACAAAGCUUUACUGGACAUGAUUGAAGAGAAAGCACUGAGAGCUAAGGAAUAUGAGUGCUUCGUGAUGAAAAUCGGGAGGCUGGAGAACCUCUGUCGCGCUUUACAAGAAGAGAGAAAUGAACUCUAUAAAAAAAUCAGAGAAGCAAAAAUGCCUGACAAGGAUGAACAAAGUCAGCAUACCUCCGAUGAAGAGCCAGAGGCAGAUAGCUCUGUGAGUAGAGAGAUGGAUGCAGAGGAGGUCAACAGUGUUCAAAACGCCGUGAACAGUCUGGCUACCGCCUUCAUGAUAAUUCAUCAUCCAGAGUCAACUCUCGACCCAAGCUUAGUCCAUCUGGAACUGAGUGGCCCUCAGGGUAGCGAGCCCUCUCCCGUCAAAGAGCCGGAACAAGCCCCUCUGCCUGUUUCCCGGGCUCCCGAAAGUCCUCUGCUUCCCUUGGUUCCUGAGGCUGAGGCCGAAGGAGGCAACACGGCUCAACCUGCCCCUAUAGCCAGCCAUACGCCCGCCAAAUUGGCAGGAGAGCCCAUAGGCCAAGGUCUUGCUACGGAGAUUCAGGCUGACCAGCAGUCCCGGAAGCCAGAGGCAGAAGUUUCCGGUCUGGCCCCCUGGUCCGCUACCGAAGCCUCCCUACCCAACCUUGAAGCCAGUGGUUCCGCUUAUCCAGAAAAUACCAGUCAGGGUCCCCAACCCGGGAUGGUAGCGACAAAAUGUCCUGCUCAUGAAACUUCAGAGCAGUCCCUGCAGGCUUUGGCUAAGGCCUCCUUACCGGAGAUGGGGGCAAAUUGUCCCACGCAGGCAGAAGUUUCAGGCCUGGCCUCCACCCAAACUCCCCUACCUGGGGUUAAAGCAAAUGGUCCUGUCCCACCACCCUCAGCAAAGGAGAAUGUUCCAGGUGAGGUGCCUGGGAGUAAGCCCAGGAAGCAGCCCCCACCAGCAGCCUCAGAGGAGCUACCUCCAGAGGCCUCAGGUAGGCCCCAGUUCCCCAAACUGGCUGACACCAGUCUGGAAGGAGUAGACUAAGCCUCACGGUGCCUUCAGAGGCUUUCUUCCUGACUUUACUUCUUGGUCGUUGCAGACUGUCUCUGAAAGAAGCAUUAAGGCCUAGGGACGUCAAAUGGAAGAGAGUUAGGAUUAUGACAUCUUUGAAUUUAUGCAGAAUACAUUUAGUCUUUGCUCUUUGUUCUCAAUUUAGAACGGAUAAGGAGCUUUUCUAAUUUAAUACUAAUAGUGUAAUUUUCCCAAAUGUCAACUAAACAUCCUAAUAGCAAAGCUUUCCAUUAAGA
Molecule: messenger RNA, 2679 nt
Organism: Fukomys damarensis (Damara mole-rat)
Lineage: Eukaryota; Metazoa; Chordata; Mammalia; Rodentia; Bathyergidae
Gene: Txlnb
Product: taxilin beta
Exons: 10
Coding region: 149-2416 (755 amino acids)
Molecular function (GO): syntaxin binding
Source: RefSeq, a predicted model, not a curated record